CCGUCAUCCUCGGCUUCAGCGCCUGCCCGGUCUCCGGCUUCGGGGGCUCCGCAAACAGGUCGCAGCUACACGCCGGGCCCGACAGGAAAUUUAACUCCGGGAGGAUCGACGAGCACGGCUGUGGGUUUUUCCAGUCAGCCUGGUAUGGACGGUUCUCGGACAGGAGGUGGAAUGAGGUGUUUUUCUUGCGGGGAAUCGGGCCAUCGCCAAACGGCCUGUCCCCGCCGUGCCGGUUCCCAUACUUUGGUGGCUGAUUUUGAUAUUUCCGGACAUGAGGAGGCGGGUUAUGAUGGUCCGCCAGUUUAUGAUGACGAGCCCGAGCCGGCUGAGGAGCAUAUUCACGGAGAUGUGGGGCAUGCGUUGAUUUUACGGCGCUCCUGUUUAUCGCCUCGGGCUUCUACUGAGGACUCUCUACAACGCCACAAUCUUUUUGAGUCUACGUGUACUGUGGGUGGUCGUGUCUGCCGCUUCAUUAUUGAUACAUGGUCCUGUGAAAAUGUGGUCGCACAAGAUGCGGUUGAGC
Striga hermonthica is the source of this 523-nucleotide messenger RNA. The record is from the annotation of a GenBank genome assembly. NCBI's taxonomy places the organism in Eukaryota, Viridiplantae, Streptophyta, Magnoliopsida, Lamiales, Orobanchaceae.